AUGCCGCUGUGGGACGACGACUUCGUCGAUGUCUCUUCAUCGUCGAGGACUGUUCAUCGGCGUCCGAAAAAGCCACCGCCAGUUGCUACGGGUCCGAAACGCGCGGAAAAGAUGGCGUUGUCGGACGACGACUUUGUCGAGGACAACAACUUCGCCGAGGCUCCUUCCUUGGCGCUGCAUGGGCAACCACCGGUUGCUACGGCGGUGACCUUCCACGUGGGUGAUCGGACCUUCAAACACGACUGUGGGUUUCACAUCUACCUUGUCGCAAGCAAAGAUGAAGCCUACCUCGAGGUUCGAAGUCCAUCACUUCAACAUGACAACCACACCGUGUCCAAACACCACUUCAGCCACUUGCCUCAGCAGCGGAGAUUGCCACCUGACCUGCAAGCCAAAGCCACAUCGAUGCUGGAGCUCAAGGCGAAUAAGAAGUUGCUAAGGGAGCAUCUUGAGACUGAAAGCAACAGAGUGAUCACACUGAGAGACCUUUCUAACCUCGCAGCCAAAAAGAAGCAAGCGUGUUCAAGAAAUGACCUAGAAGCAAGUGUCAAAACGCUCCAACAGAAGUACAAGUCGACAGUUCAAUUGCUAACGGACGAGAACAAUGAACUUAGAGCGAUAUUCUUUCAUUAUGACGCCAUGAAAAGAUCUUUGAAGGACUACCCUGAAAUAAUCUUUAUUGACGCAACAUACAAGUUGCUAGAAACAAGGAUGUUAUGUUUUCUUAUGCUCGUGAAAGAUGGAAAUGGUGAAAGCGAAAUUGUUUCAGUUUGUCUGUUCGCUGAAGAUGGUGACACUUUGCGGUGGUUUUUUAAUGUGUUUAAAAAACUGAACAAGAGCUGCGACUCCGUGAAGAUCACCAUGGCUGACAAAGACCUGAAGGAAAGGCAGAUUGUCACGGAGCUUCUUCCGCAGUCUUCCUUGCACAUCUGUGCUUUCCACACCCUGCAGACGUUCCGACGAGAAAUUAGCAUACAAAAGCUCGGAAUAACAAGGCCAGCUCAAGAAAUGGCACUUGAUAUACUUCACCGAAUGGUGUAUGCAAAAGAUGAAGAUCAAUACCAACAACUGUACGAAACCCUGAAGUCCUCGUCGUCGAAGGCGGUGCUCGACUACUUCGAGUCUAACUGGCAUGGCAUCCACCACGAAUGGAUAAUGGGUAGUAAGUGGUCCUGCGGUAACUACCUCAACUCAACAAAUAACCGCGCCGAAAGUAUCAACGCCAAGUUGAAGAGCACCGUUGAGCGAUACAGCUCAUUAGAAGACUUUGUGACCAAGUUUUUCUGCUUCGUGCACACAAGGAAGGAGCGGAUGCACAAGGCGGCAACAUUCUUUCUCAAGAGACGACUCAUAACAAACGGUGAUAAAGACCUGGAACUAUACAGCCGGUUGUUGACUCCAUACGCAUUCAAGCACGUGGAACGUCACCUUCACUUUUCCAGCGGACCCUCUGCAGACACAUGA
Messenger RNA from Ixodes scapularis (black-legged tick), 1464 nucleotides. RefSeq lists its product as uncharacterized. Bases 1 to 1464 code for a protein of 487 amino acids. The transcript is spliced from 2 exons. NCBI's taxonomy places the organism in Eukaryota, Metazoa, Arthropoda, Arachnida, Ixodida, Ixodidae. The record is from RefSeq and is a predicted model, not a curated record.